This is a messenger RNA of Theileria parva strain Muguga, 1910 nucleotides long. RefSeq names its product N2-dimethylguanosine tRNA methyltransferase family protein. The record is from RefSeq and is a predicted model, not a curated record. Gene Ontology annotation, biological process: tRNA N2-guanine methylation. Lineage: Eukaryota; Apicomplexa; Aconoidasida; Piroplasmida; Theileriidae. Gene Ontology annotation, cellular component: nucleus. The transcript is spliced from 6 exons. Gene Ontology annotation, molecular function: RNA binding. The coding region runs from base 100 to 1899 and encodes 599 amino acids.
UUUUCUAUCGCAAUUUAAAUUUUAAUGUAGUUUAAACAUUUUUAAUGUAAAUUAAGUAAAUUUUUUGAAUGUAGUAUAGAAUUUAAUUAUUUUUUGAGAAUGACGGAAACCUCAAUUAAAGAAUCCUUAAUUGAAGAAUCCUUAAUUCUUGAACCUUUGAUUGAGGAAUCAUUGAUUAGAGAAGGAUUAGUAGUAGUGAAUGGUAGAGGUCCUGAUAAUAAGCUUUUAUUUUAUAAUCCACCUCAGGUUUUUAACCGGGACCUAUCACUCCUAGUGCUAAAAACUUUUAUUCUUCAAGAAAAAAAGAAAAUUGAGAGUGAUCCGAAACUUGGUAAUUUUAUUGGUGUUAAUAUCCUCGAAUCAUUAGCCGCUACUGGAAUAAGAGGAAUAAGAUAUUUGAGGGAGUUGGGUCCCUUGGUCGGUAUGGUAACAUUUAAUGAUUUAGACCGUAAUUCAGCCGAAAUGAUCCUUAAAAACUUAACUUUAAACUCUAUGCCCAGGAGUAAAUACAGAGUAACAUGUUGUGACGCUAAUUUUUUAUCUAAUAUCCUCACUCCGCCACCGGACAUCACUAAACAUUUCCUCAUGUCAAAUAAUAUUUACAAGGCUCCCGUAGGCUCUUAUAAUAAUAAUACUAACAUUAAUAACAUAUUAAAACAGUAUAAUCAUACCAUGGAUCAACAUAUUAAUUUACUACUCCUCAAUCCUAGUGACGGUGACACUACUGACCCUGUGAACUCUACAGAUCAGAGCAUAUUCAGAAAUGUAGUGGAUAUAAUUGAUUUGGAUCCAUAUUCGAGUGUAACUUCAUAUGUAGAUUCCGCUGUAAGAUGUGUAAGAAGUGGUGGAAUGUUGUUGAUAACCAGCACUGACAUGCCUACACUGUGCGGUAAUAAUCCCCUGGUAUCAUUUUAUAAAUACGGCGGGACCAGUUUCAAGUCACCCUUCUGCCACGAAUUGUCACUCAGAGUAUUAUUAUACUCUGUGAUGUUAACAGCAAGUAAAUAUAAACGUGUUAUUGAACCUCUCGUUUCCUGUAGUAUAGAUUUUUAUGUCAGGGUUUUUGUCAAGGUUGUGUACUCUCCAGAACAGUGUAAAAGAGUAGGACAGAACUCAGGACUCAUACUAUUAUGUGUCAGAUGUCAUUCAUACCAUAUUCUUCCUCUGUGUCAGGAUUACACAGGUAGUAUUAGUGAGAGCGGUAAGGGUGUUGAAGGAGGUAAUACAGUUAGUCACAAGAAGAGAAAGGUGGAGGGAAUUGAUUGGAGUAGGAAGUGUGAGGAGUGUGGAUCAAGAAUUAAAAUUGGUGGUCCAAUUUAUACCGGACCACUACAUAAUCAUGAGUUCGUACAAGCAACUCUUCAGACUCUGGAUACUGAUCACUCUAGUUCUAAUACUACUCAGAAUACCAUAGGAAAUGAUACUCAGAAUACUAUGGAAAAUACUGUAGAUGGUACUGCGGAGAGUGUGGAUAUUGGAAUAACAAUGUGGAAGAGGAUAAGGGGCUUGUUAACAACAAUAAAUGAGGAAGUGGAUGUACCGCUUUAUUAUUCCAUUUCGGAUUUAUGUCAAAUCUGGUCACUCACCACCAUCAGCCCAAUUCUUUUCAAGGGGGUAUUGAGGGGAUUGGGAUAUAAGGCUUCGAAUUUCCAUAGGGAUCCGAAUUCGAUAAAAACCAACGCACCAAACCAAGUUGUCAUGGACAUCAUCAGAACACACGCCAAAAAUACCAGUAAAACCUCCAAUCACUCCUUCUUCUCCAAACCCAUACAAACGGUUGGGAUAGAUUUGGAUAUGAAGGUGGCUAAGGUGAAGGAUGUGCCGAGAUGGUUCCCUAACCCAACCAGUCAUUGGGGACCCAAAAAAAUGCAUAAAACUACUUCAACCUCCCUAAUCUAAUCACAUAAACA